This is a messenger RNA of Saccostrea cuccullata (small rock oyster), 3827 nucleotides long. RefSeq lists its product as uncharacterized. Lineage: Eukaryota; Metazoa; Mollusca; Bivalvia; Ostreida; Ostreidae. Gene Ontology annotation, molecular function: DNA binding. The record is from RefSeq and is a predicted model, not a curated record. The coding region runs from base 2138 to 3358 and encodes 406 amino acids. Gene Ontology annotation, biological process: DNA integration; DNA recombination. The transcript has 3 exons.
UGCAUUGUGUGUUCAUUUUUAGCUUCAUACGCAGUACUAGCUAUUAAUAGAUUCAGCUACUGCUCUGCAUAGCUCCUAGUGGAAUUUUCCAUGCGCAUGCGCAUUGGUUAUUUUAUUUGUAAACAUUGGCUGCAUUCAUUGUCUAAAAGAAAACACGGAAAAUAUCCCAAUAGCUUUUUUACAUGGAAUUUCCCCGUAAAGGAGUAUUAUCUUAUUGAGGAUUGUGUCUUACAGAAAGUUUUUAACAGGUAAUUUGUUCGAUUCGGAGCCUAUUUAUGUCAUAAGGCGAAUAGCGUCGCUUCAUCUUCCAGUUUGCACAUCGCCGUAACCUGAUAUCAACAGCGCAUCGUUAAGUAAAAUCGCCAAGAUGCACAUUCUUUUUGUUGGCGACUCACAUGUACGCAGAUUUGGAAACUUUGUGAAUGGUAAACAUCCCGUUGAAACAUUUAAUAUAAGGAACUUGGGAUCGUUUGAAUCCUAUGGUAUAAGUGGCGGAUCAAUCGGUAAUCACGCACACACCCGCGCCAUCACUGCCGCGAUCAGAGAUAAGCGACCGCAGCAUGUCAUUGUGAAUUUGGGAGGCAACGAUUUAGAUUCCUCUGAGGCAUUGACUGUAUCGUAAUGAGACUGAUUUCAUUUGUGUCACUACUUAAGAGACAAUUCAACAUCAAAAGCGUGGUGAUUUUGAGUUUUAUUCCCCGGGAUCGGACAAGACAUAUCAGCCCUUCGGAAUACACUCGUCGAGUGGAUCAGGCUAACCGCUUGUUGAAGACUUGCGUAACACAAGACGACAUGCACUUUUGGAGACUAAAAGGUUUUACCUGCAGCAGGAAUAACGUUUUAUGCGACGGAAUCCAUUUAAAUCAUCUUGGACAGUACAAACUCUUAAGACAAAUUAGAGGAAUUCUCCUUCUGUUAUCCAGGGAUCACUAAUUACCCUUGAAGACAGGGGCUUCUCGGGUCUACAGGCGAAAAUACACAUUAUGUGUUCUUGUUAACAUUUUAAAUUUCUUUAACUUUUUAUUUUUAUGAUCAUCAUGCAUAUAAUAUUUGAUUUAAUAAGUUGUAUAAAAGUUUUAUGGUUUAUAUUACAUAAUAAUUUCAUGAAUCGUCCAUAUUUUUGCUCCUUUGGUUAAGCAUAUUCAGCAAUGUUUACAAUUCAAUUAUUUUGGUUACAGCAGAAGUUUGUGUCCUAGGGUGAAUCUACAUCCGUGGGUUCCAAUAUUGUUUUUAUUUUGACUUGGAAGGUAAGAGUUUUUUGGCUACCUAUUUCUGUAUGACGAAAAACCUAAUGAUUUAGCCGUAAUCGUUUCUUUGGUCUAAAUCAUUCAUGUUCUAACUGCUUAAUUAUUUGGCAGUAACAACUUUUAUUUAUGCUUCAAAUGGAGGCACCACAAUUAAUGGCAAAUGCUAAUAUAUGAACUAUAAUUAGUUCACCACACUGCUUCGGCAGAUUGUGUUUUUAUAUGAUUGAACCAUUCUGCUUCGGCAAUAUGGUUUUUUAUAUGUAUAUGGAUCACGAUUUGUUACCACACUGCUUCGGCGGAUAGUGGUUAUAUACGAUCCAACCACACUGCUUCGGCAGAUUGUGUUUUUAUAUGAUUGAACCAUUCUGCUUCGGCAAUAUGGUUUUUUUAUAUGUAUACGGAUCAUGAUUUGUUACCACACUGCUUCGGCGGAUAGUGGUUAUAUACGAUCCAACCACACAGCUUCGGCAUAUAGUGGUAUUAUAUUUUAUAUUAUGAUUUGAUAUCACACUGCUCUAGCAGUUUGUGCUUUUAUUUAAUUCAUCCACAAGGCUUAAUAAUUCGGCCAAUUGUGGCAAAAUAUGUACACACAUAUAUUUAUACAAUAUACUACUUUAUUUAUCAAUAGCAAACAAAAGAUAUGAUUUAUAAACAUAUAUGCAGUUAAUGCAAGCCUUAAUGGUUCUGAUUAUAAUGAUAUUUUCAGUAAACACUGAUUGGUAGCACUCGUACAGUUGUUUCUAAUUACCACCUUAUUUAUGACUUAUGAAUUUUCUUAGGAUGGCUUCGAGACCAAAACGAAGAAGAACCUCGACCAAACGUCAGGAUCAGCCUACAACAACGACAACAUCAGAGACGAGAGGCGAAGAAGUAUAAUUUUCCAGCAAUGCAUGUCGAAAAUCAUGCCGACGAUCGAGGAGACGUUUAAAACGUGUAUGGACGAUUAUUUUAAGUCCAAGUCUGCAUCUUCGCCUCCUCCAACCGCAUCUUCGCCUCAGCCAACUGCAUCCUCGCCUCAGCCAACUGCAUCGUCGCCUCCGCCACCAGUGCCACUGGAACCAAGUAUGACGUCGCCAGCAUCUACACUCCUUAGCGAAAUUACAGGUCAAAGAGUUCCAAACACGGUUUCCUUACAUGGAUCCGGCCUGCACCCCUGUGAACCCAGCAUUGAUAAGUCUCUGAAUCAAACCACAGAGUCCUUGCUGUAUUGUUCUCUAUCACCGUCCACAGUUGCAGCAUACAAAUCGGCAUUCCAGGCAUACAAGCUCUUUAUAUUACAAACUUACGGUCAAGAAACGUCACCACUACCACCCUGUUUGGAAAACCUAGCUUACUUCAUAGCAAAUUGUUACCAAACAAAUUUAGCUGCGUCCACUACUCGAACCAUUAUAUCCGCUCUUAGCUUCAUUUUUCAGCUAAGUUCUUCCCAGGAUGUUACCCAACAUUUCAUUAUCAAAAAAAUGCUUCAAGGCUUUCUAAAAGCAAAACCGAUUAACGACCCUAGACUCCCAAUAACCCCAGAUAUUCUCCUAAAACUAGUACAGGCCCUCCCCUACACUGCAGAUUCAUAUUUUUCAAGAAUUUUGCUUCGGGCCAUGUUUAUCUUAGCUUAUUGCGCUUUUCUAAGGGUAGGAGAAAUUACUAAAACCAACAGCAAAACCCAUCAUUAUCUAUUAGCAAAACAUAUAUCAAAGGGUAACAAAACAAAUGGCAUAGGUUUCCUGGAAGUUGCAAUACCUCAUUUCAAACAUUCAAAGUCAAAUUCUACAACUAUCCACCUAUGUCAGAACACUAUAAACCCAUUGCUUUGUCCAUACCGCGCUAUCACAGAUUUCCUUAACAUCAGAAAACAUGAUUCCCCAGAAGCACCCCUUUUUUCUUUUAUGGACAACACCCCAGUCCCCCGCCAAUAUUUUACUUCACAACUUCGGCUCGCUCUUAAAUUUAGCAAUUUAGAUCUUUCGAAAUAUCAGGCCCACAGUUUCAAGAUAGGUGCAGCAACAACAGCAGCUGCAACGGGAUACACAGAAAUUCAAAUUCAAAACAUGGGUCGUUGGAAGUCCAGUGCCUUUAAGAAGUACAUUCGCAUCCCUUCUAUUACCCCGUAUUAAGAUUAUCUGGAGACAGGGGCUUCAGGUUGUUUUUGCCACAACAACUCGUUUUUACCUUAAGACAGGGGCUUAAGGUAAUCCUUAAUACGACAUUGUUACUUAGAGACAGGGGCUCUAAGUAUGGUAAAUGUUAGUAGUUUUUCUUGAGACAGGGGCUCAAGUAAAACCUUAACUUCUAGAGUAUUGUCCUUUCAUGCAUUUUAAUUUUGUGUACAUAACACUUUCAUUUGAUCCUUAUAGUAAUUGUCAGCAAGAAAAUGGUUUGACAUCUAAUUUUUGUUUUGUCUAUGACGUUGUUGGAUGGGGGCGGUAACAAGCCAGCAUGAGCUUCUUUUACUUCUUGCGCCGGUAUUACAAUGCUACCUUGUUACGGUGGCAGAUGACGCCCCAUAUUGUCUUUUUGUUGUACAUGUAUAUAUGCUGACAUUUUUUAGAUAGAUGUUUUUUGGAUUAACAAUUUUUACAAUUG